AGACAGAGAUAAGAAAGUACGACAUCUCAAAAUCACAUUUAAAUAGAGUUAAAAUGACGCUGUUCUUUUAUGUCUUCCUUCUGCUAUUCAGUCAGUAUUCUGUGUUCUGUAAUGAUGCAACGGGUAUUCAAGCACUCGUCACGCGUAUUGAUGCUUUAGAAGAAAUAGCUGAAAUACAAAAGAAAACUAUUCAAAGGCAGGAAGAAAACAUACACCUUCUUCGUGUAAAAGAUGAAAACCAACAGAGACGUUUUGAAGAACUUGAAAAGAUUGUCCAGUUACAACAGAAAGUCAUCAGUGACGUCAUAUCUGGUGACAAGCAAACAAAGGAUCAAAGAGAGACGCCAGAGGUCGCAGCAAUAACGGAUAACUUACCUGUUGAUGUUUCAAGAAGGAAUAUGUCACUGAUAUCUGGUUUGGAACAAAUCAACAUCUCUGAGAAUUUUGCGACCAGACAUUCCACGAGACAAACGCCCGAAAUAGUUGCAUUUCACGCAACAGUUGAUGUGCAUAACCAUGUCACUCAUCUCACUCAAGGUCAGACAGUUGUGUUCGAUUCUGUUCAUCUCAACGUUGGAGGCGGAUAUCACAGCUCGGCAGGAAUAUUCAUUGCGCCUUCGGCAGGGAUCUAUAUUUUCUCCUUAUCUGUCAUGCUAAAUACCGCAUCCUCACAUUGGAUCGAUUUAGAUUUGAUUAAGAAUGGCGCUGUUCUUUCUGGAGCAUAUGCUUUCGAAUAUGCUCAAGGCUCUGUAUCGAUUGUUACGCAGCUGAAAAUAGGCGAUGAGGUUUUGGUCAAGGUGCAUGCCUCAGAUAUUGGAAUACUAUAUGGCGAUAAAUUAACCAGUUUCAUGGGUGCAUUGAUAAUGCAUUUGUAACUACGAAACAUCAAAAAAUAUUUACUCAAAGGUUUGGCGUGAAAUGUUAGCUUCUAGACUGCAUUUUCAUUUAAGAGCACUAAUGCUAAAGUGACAUGAGGUCAUUAACUGAUGUACCCAUUUUUUUCCUUUCAAUUCCUUGUUAAUGUAUUUAAUGUGCAGGUGUAUUUUAAUAAAAAGUAUAAAUAGUGUAA
Messenger RNA from Mercenaria mercenaria, 1069 nucleotides. RefSeq lists its product as uncharacterized. The coding region runs from base 54 to 875 and encodes 273 amino acids. NCBI's taxonomy places the organism in Eukaryota, Metazoa, Mollusca, Bivalvia, Venerida, Veneridae. Gene Ontology annotation, molecular function: protein binding. The record is from RefSeq and is a predicted model, not a curated record. The transcript is spliced from 3 exons.